Messenger RNA from Zophobas morio, 1152 nucleotides. Its product is annotated as odorant receptor 49a-like. The transcript is spliced from 5 exons. Gene Ontology annotation, cellular component: plasma membrane. NCBI's taxonomy places the organism in Eukaryota, Metazoa, Arthropoda, Insecta, Coleoptera, Tenebrionidae. Gene Ontology annotation, molecular function: olfactory receptor activity; odorant binding. The record is from RefSeq and is a predicted model, not a curated record. Bases 1 to 1152 code for a protein of 383 amino acids. Gene Ontology annotation, biological process: sensory perception of smell; detection of chemical stimulus involved in sensory perception of smell.
AUGAAAAGCGACGAACAGUUCCUCAACCACAGUUUAAAACAACUGCGAAUCCGUCAAUUCUGGACACAGAAGGGCCAUUCCGUAUCCUUCGCUUUUUAUUUUCGCUAUUUUCUGACUGUCGUCAUCUGCUCGCCCUUUUGGGUGGGACUUCUGCUUCACUUCAUCGUUGUUAUAAAAGACGAUCUAGACGUGGAUUUAAGUGGAGACGUUUCUGUAUUAACAUCCAUAGUUGGUGUCCACUUCAUGUCGAUCUCCAUCGUCUGGAAACAUAAAGAAAUCUCCGACCUCUUCGACGCAUUAACCGCCCCUACGGAAUUUGGAAAACCUGACGAUUUCGAGAAAAACGUUCGCAAACUCAACUUGUACUCCAAAUCGUACGACUUUUACUGCUUGACGGGUGUGUUCGUUUACAUAUUCAUAAAGCACAGAGAGAUUCCGCACUGUCUUCGCAACAACGAAGAAAAAGGCUUACAGGAAAUCUGCGGUCUGCUCACCCCAACUUGGACUCCGUUCGACAUGAAUUUCAACCGUUUCCCCUACAGACAAUUUCUACUCACCAUGCAGACCAUAAGCGUGUUUGUACUUAUUUGUGGAGGCGCUGUUAUUUCUUUCACGACUUUUGAAAUUGCAAGUGUCAUCGUUUUAAAAAUGAAGCAUCUUCGCAAACUGUUGAGGAGCGUUUUUGAUGACCCGAAGGACAUGGUUUGGUGGAGGAAUCUCGACCAUUGCAUACGAUACCACAGACAUAUCAUCAGUUUGCAAGAGCUGUUUGACAUGCAGUUUAAGUAUCCCAAUGGAAGUUACGUUGUGGUAGUGGGUGUCGUUAUCGCCGGGCUAGCCAACCAAUACAUGAAAGAAAACAAUUUCGGCGCGAUCAUUCACCUAGGUGGAUGGGUUUUUAGUUUCUUUAUUUGUUGUCAUGCUGGACAAAUUUUGCUGACGGAGAGCAUGAAGAUACCCAGCGCAGUUUAUAAUUCCAAGUGGUAUAAAGUCCCGGUAGACUUGCAGAAAAUUGUUUUGAUGAUAAUUACGCGAGCGCAACAACCCAUGGAAUUGCAUGCAGCACCCAUUGGGGUCAUGUCGCACGAACUUUUUAUCACUUUGGUGAAGACGUCGACUUCUUAUUUCGCUCUUCUUAGGCAAACGACUUAA